AAACAUCAGCAAAACAUCAGCAAAACAUCAGCAAAACAUCAAAGGAAACGUUUGCACCUGCCGGCAAAAUGAUUGUAUUGAAAAAGUUCUUCACUAGGCAGGGCUUGUUGAAGACCAAGGCGGGCAACUUGAAUGAUGAUGGAAAGGACGAGGAUUGCAGCCAGGAUACUAAUAGCCACGACAAUGAAAGUAGAAAGGAGAAGGGGAAAAGACGCAAAAGAAAACCAAAGGCCAAACCCACCAGACUCAGCAGUGAAAGAACCCUCAACUCCAGCGCAUCCAAUGAAGAAACUGCACAGUGCAGUGGCACUCUGAACGAACAAAUCAUUGAGAAAUAUGUUGCCGCGGUAAAUGCUCACUCGCCUGCAGAUGAUUUGAUAGCGUUCUAUGCCAGCGAUAAAGUUCAGGUCAAGUUUGAUGACAUGGCUCCUAUCACUGCAAGAGCCUUGCAGACAGAGAUUGUGAGUCUCACAAAAAGUUUCAAGGAUUUCCGCUUCAACUAUGACAGCAUCAAGGAAGUGGAACCUGGCAAAGUCAUGGUGGAGGACCUGUGCGUCACGGGCACUCAUAAUGGGCAGCCUUACAAGUUUGCUGUGUAUCCACCAAUUACUGCCACAGGAAAGCAUGUAGUGUUGGACCCAGAAAGAAUUUGGUACACAAUGAAGGAUGGGAAGAUUGUCCAUGAAGUUGUCACUGCUCUUGGACUUUUGACGGGCCCUGCCGGUUUCUACCUUGCCAUCGGAGGAAAACUGGGAUAGACACCAUAACGUUAUCCUCGCCAAUAUGUUCCUUUGUAUAGUCCUCCACGCUAGAAUCCAUCCUUCCUUCACAACCUCAAGCUCGGCGAGUCAGGAGGAAACAACACCAUGCCCCGUAUAUGCUGACCACAUAUGGCCGCCACAUUCCCUCCUUCCGUGGCUUUGUCGGUUAUAGAUUUAUAAUUUUUGAAAGGCUAAAGUCAUUCUCCAACC
Molecule: messenger RNA, 971 nt
Organism: Seminavis robusta
Lineage: Eukaryota; Bacillariophyta; Bacillariophyceae; Naviculales; Naviculaceae
Source: the annotation of a GenBank genome assembly